GCAAUGUAUUUAUUACAAAAUCGUAUUCACAAACACUCGGCAUACAUAAUUGAUCGUUGCGAAAGAUAUUGUUCCAGUUUGGAAAAAAAGAAAAAAAAAAAUAGGGAUUUUCAAAAUCGAUUUAUUAAAAUUAUAAAACGAAACGAGAAAGAAAGUUGGAGGGAAAGUUAAUAUUAAAGAGAAUGGAUAAUUUUUUGUUACAGAGAUUAAUAUGAUGCAUCCAGAAUGCUUUGAUACGAACAAUUGGCCUAUAAGCUGAAGAGAUGCUUUUUUUCGAGCGUCGAUAAAAAUGAAUCGAUACAUAACGUUAAAUCAAUUAGGGGACGGAACGUUUGGUUCCGUCGUUCUUGGAGAACGUAUCGACACUGGGGAGAAGGUUGCCAUAAAAAGAAUGAAAAGAAAGUAUUAUUCCUGGGAGGAGGCGAUGAACCUGCGUGAAGUUAAAUCUUUGAAGAAACUUAGUCACGCGAAUGUAGUCAAAUUAAAGGAGGUAAUUCGUGAAAAUGACGUAUUGUAUUUCGUCUUCGAAUACAUGAAGGAGAAUCUCUACCAAUUGAUGAAGGAUAGGGACAAACUUUUCCCUGAGCCGGUAAUCAGGAAUAUCGUGUAUCAAGUGCUUCAAGGAUUGGCGUUCAUGCAUAAACAUGGCUUCUUCCACCGUGACAUGAAGCCUGAAAAUUUAUUAUGCAUGGGACCGGAACUCGUGAAGAUUGCUGAUUUCGGUCUGGCCAGGGAAAUACGAUCAAGACCCCCGUAUACGGAUUACGUAUCCACAAGAUGGUAUAGAGCACCGGAAGUUCUACUCCAUUCGACGACCUAUAACAGCCCAAUCGAUAUUUGGGCGGUAGGUUGCAUCAUGGCCGAAUUGUACACGUUCCGGCCACUUUUCCCCGGGAAAAGCGAAAUCGACGAGAUUUUUAAAAUUUGCUCCGUGAUCGGCACACCGGAGAAGGACGAUUGGCCGGAUGGGUAUCAAUUGGCCGCCGCUAUGAAUUUCAAAUUUCCAAAUUUCUCUCGGACAUCGUUGAGCGUAUUGAUACCGAAUGCUGGUCAAGAAGCGGUAAUACUUAUGGAAGAUAUGUUACAAUGGAAUCCCAUUAAAAGACCGACGGCACAACAAUCCCUAAGGUGGAUAGAAUUUCUAAUCACCCGAACAAGAGAAACAGAGAGAGGAAGAGAGAGAGAGAGAGAGAGAGAUUCUAAAUUUAAUUUUACUCUUAGGUAUCCCUAUUUCCAAUUGAACGUGCCACGUGUAAUUAAUAGUACAAAGAUCGGGGUAGCGUCUCAACGCGAUUUUGUAAUAAACAAAGUAAAUCUUCCACCUCCGGUUCUUAAAUCGUACAAUUACUCUCAGCAAGACGCAUUGAUGGGAUCCAGGGCCCAAGAGAAAAUGAUACAAUCCAAGGAACAAGAGAAAACGAUACUCCCACUGGUGAAUCAUAAUAGUUACAUGCGCCAAAGUAAUCCUCAAAAGUUGGACGAGGAUGAUUUUGCCGAGUUGUUGGGUAGCAAGAUCGUUCCCGAGAACGUGAACUCAAAGCUAGUCCCAGAACGAGUAUACAAAGAGAACCGUGCCAAUUGGAAUGUGAAUUAUUUGCCAGAAAAUCCGAGGAAUUGGGUGUUGCCGGCUUGGAACGAGCCAGCCCCGAUUAAUUGGAACCAGUUACAACCGAAUAUGAAGAAUGGUCGAAAAGUUUCUGGGAAACAACAUUACUUCAGCUUGGCUCGAUACAUCGCAGGCCAGAGCGCGAGCUUAUCGUCCAGAAACGAUGAUUCCGACCAGAACAAGCCUAGGUUAAUGCGGAAUCUUGUUGGUCAAUCGGUGGAGAAGUACGAGGAAUUCACCGAUUCUUUCUGGAUGCCUAGGAACUCUAUUGAGAAUCAAGCAAAACGAUAUUACAUUCCACGAAACCGUUACAUCGCUGAUCAAACUUUAAGAUUGCCUUAUCCUAGCGUUUAUGGUACGCAAAAUAUUAAAAAUACGGAUAAAGGAACGCUACUACCGAGCAAUGGAACUGUGGUGAACGCGAAAGGCAGCGGAAGCCUUCAUGGUCGAACCGACUGGGCUGCUAAAUAUCUCAAAUGACUGUUUCAAAGUUACGUAUACAAUUUGUAACUGUGAUAGAAUGCCAUUUACCUUUUUCAUUUCCAUUAUAAGAGAAAUCCAGAUGGAGGAUUUAAAAAAAAAAAAAAAAAAAAAAAAAAAAACAGAAAUUUGGUGGCCUUUAAGAAUGUAAUCACUUUGGUGAUUAAUUAUUUUUUAAAAACGCUUAAGUGAUCACACUUUUAAAAUAAUUGAUAUCUAAUAAAAUAAUAAUCGAUCUUAGCUUACUAAUAAUAAUAAGUAGGAAGAAUCAA
Apis laboriosa (Himalayan honeybee) is the source of this 2358-nucleotide messenger RNA. Its product is annotated as serine/threonine-protein kinase dyf-5. Gene Ontology annotation, molecular function: ATP binding; protein serine/threonine kinase activity. The record is from RefSeq and is a predicted model, not a curated record. Lineage: Eukaryota; Metazoa; Arthropoda; Insecta; Hymenoptera; Apidae. Gene Ontology annotation, cellular component: cytoplasm; cilium; nucleus. Bases 290 to 2086 code for a protein of 598 amino acids. Gene Ontology annotation, biological process: protein phosphorylation; cilium assembly; intracellular signal transduction. The transcript is spliced from 8 exons.